GUUGGACCUGGAGAAAGGCCUGGAGAUGAGGAAGUGGGUUCUGUCUGGCAUCCUGGCCAGCGAGGAGACCUACCUCAGCCACCUGGAGGCACUGCUACUGCCUAUGAAGCCUCUGAAGGCAGCAGCCACCACGUCCCAGCCCGUGCUGACCAUCCCCCAGAUCGAGACCAUCUUCUUCAAAGUACCUGAGCUCUACGAGGUCCACAAGGAGUUCUACGACGGCCUGCUCCCCCGGGUGCAGCAGUGGAGCCACCACCAGCGUGUGGGGGACCUCUUCCAGAAACAGGCCAGCCAGCUGGGAGUGUACCGGGCCUUUGUGGACAACUACGAGGUUGCCGUGGAGACGGCGGAGAAGUGCUGCCAGGCAAACACGCAGUUCGCUGAAAUCUCUGAGAACCUCAAGGUGAGGAGCACCAAGGACGUGAAGGACCAGUCAGUCAAGAACUCCCUGGAGACUCUCCUGUACAAGCCAGUGGACCGAGUGACCCGAAGCACCCUGGUUCUGCACGACCUGCUGAAGCACACGCCCUGCAGCCACCCAGACCACCCCCUGCUCCAGGACGCGCUCCGCAUCUCCCAGAACUUUUUGUCCAGCAUCAACGAGGAGACCACGCCCAGACGCCAGUCCAUGACCGUCAAGAAGGGAGAGAACCGCCAGCUGCUGAAGGACAGCUUCAUGGUGGAGCUGGUGGAGGGAGCCAGGAAGCUCCGGCAUGUUUUCCUCUUCACCGACCUGCUGCUCUGCGCCAAGCUCAAGAAACAGAUCGGAGGGAAGAGUCAGCAGUAUGAUUCCAAGUGGUACAUCCCUCUGUCAGACCUGACCUUCCAGAACGCAGAUGAGUCAGAGCCUCUGCACAUCCCCCAGGUGCCUGACGAGGAGCUGGACGCAAUGAAGGUCAAGAUCUCUCACAUCAAGAGUGAGAUCCAGAGAGAGAAGAGAGCCAACAAAGGGUCAAAGGUGAUUGAACGGUUGAGGAAGAAGCUGUCGGAGCAGGAGUCUCUUCUGCUGCUCACCUCCCCCGGUAUGGCCCUCCGAGUACACAACAGGAACGGCAAGGGUUACACGUUCCUGAUGUCAUCCGACUACGAGCGGGCCGAGUGGAAGGAGACGAUCCGGGAACAGCAGAAGAGAUGCUUCAAGAGCUUCUCCCUGACCUCCAUGGAGCUACAGAUGUUGACCAACUCCUGUGUGAAGUUGCAGACUGUCCACCACAUCCCGCUCACCAUCAACAAAGAAGAAGAUGAAUCGCCUGGCCUCCAUGGAUUCCUGAAUGUAAUCGUCCACUCUGCCUCGGGCCUCAAACAGAGCCUGAAUCUGUACUGCACGUUAGAGGUGGACUCCUUUGGCUACUUUGCGAACAAAGCCAAGACGCGGGUGUAUCGGUACACCACAGAGCCCAAAUGGAACGAGGAGUUUGAGAUAGACCUGGAGGGCUCUCAGACCCUGAGGCUGUUGUGUUAUGAGAAGAGCUACAACAAGACCAAGCAGAUCAAAGAGGACGGAGACAGCACCGACCGCAUCAUCGGCAAAGGACAGAUCCCGCUGGAUCCGCAGACGCUCCAAGGCAAAGACUGGCAGAGGACGCUUAUCCCCAUGAACGGGAUCGAGGUGAAGCUCUCUAUGAAGUUCACCAGCCGGGAGUUCAGUCUGAAGAGGAUGCCGUCACGGAAACCCAUGGGCGUGUUCGGAAUCAAGAUCUCCACGGUGACCAAACGGGAGCACUCCAAGGUGCCCUACAUCGUCAGACAGUGUCUGGAGGAGAUUGAGCGGAGGGGGAUGGAGGAAGUGGGCAUCUACCGAGUCUCAGGGGUGGCUACAGACAUCCAGGCCCUGAAGGCUGCCUUUGACACCAACAACAAAGACGUGUCUGUGAUGAUGAGUGAGAUGGAUGUGAACGCCAUCGCCGGGACUCUGAAGCUGUACUUCAGAGAGCUGCCAGAACCCCUCUUCACCGAUGACCUGUACCCCAACUUCGCAGGAGGCAUUGCCCUGUCUGACAGCGUUGCCAAAGAGAGCUGCAUGCUGAAUCUACUGUUGUCGCUGCCAGAGCCCAACCUGGUCACGUUCCUUUUCCUGCUGGAUCACAUGAAGAGGGUGGCUGACAAGGAGAGCAUCAACAAGAUGUCCCUCCACAACCUGGCCACGGUGUUUGGCCCCACCCUGCUGCGUCCUGCAGAGAAGGACAGCAUGAUCCCCACCAACCCCACGCAGCCUAUCAGCAUGGGAGACAGCUGGUCCCUGGAGGUCAUGUCACAGGUCCAGGUGUUGCUGUACUUCCUCCAGCUGGAGACCAUCCCCACGCCGGACAGUAAGCGUCAGAGCAUCCUCUUCUCCACCGAAGUGUAGAGGGUUCCACAGGGAGAACCCGAGUCUACAGUACAGUAUAGAGUGAGUGAGAAUGGCCCUAGCUGGACUGGACUGCAGCAGGAGAUUUCUUCGCCGUUGAUUCUGGACACAUCCUGCAGAGGGCGCCACCACCCCCUCCGAGAACAAGAGGUUGACACCAGUACCCCACAUCUGAUGAUGAUAAUGCAUUAUUACAUCACACCCAAUAGCCAGUGUGACUCUCUGUGCCUCUCUGACGCAACAUAUUCUUCUCUCCUCCUCGCUCUGUCUUUUCGCUCUCAUGUCAAAGCUCCACAGCUUGUGUACGGUGUCUGGAAUGAAUGCCACUACUGGACAUGCCCGCUGUAACCACAAAGGAAACACUUCAAUUUGAUACCGAUACGCAUGUAGGGGAAAAGAGUGUCCCAGGUUAGUUUAGAGGUUUUUUGGGUAUCGGCUCCUGCUUGGUAAGCAGAGAAACAGCUAUUGUGUAACUUAUGACAGAUUCUGUGAUUUCUCAUCACACUUUUGGGCUUCUCCACUUUAAGUUAUUGUUGCGGAAGGUCAUUCUCACUUCUUCUCGAUUUAGUUUGAAGACUUAUACAGGCAGAGCAGAAAUCCAAUGCUUUUGUUGUUUUCGUUUUGUACUGUAUGCCUCUUCAGAAAUAGCCAGAUUGUGAUGGACAUCACAUACACAGUAUAUUUGUUUUUGGACAAUUAUGAAGGCAAGAGCCUGCGCUGCGUUUUGUUUAGCCAUCUCAAAUGUUUGAUUCAUUUCUUAAUCCACCGCUGGAGAGAUUCAAUCCGUAUAUUUUACACGUGAUACACUGGGACCACAAUGCUAAGGUUACGUUGAAAAGGAACCAUCUGGGUCCUCUGAAGAGGUUCUGAUAGGUUACGUUGAAAAGGAACCAUCUGGGUCCUCUGAAGAGGUUCUGAUAGGAACAUCCAGGAUCACCACACAGUUGUCCUAGGAAUCCAGACACACACACACACACACACACGAAAAGGAACCAUCUGGGUCCUCUGAAGAGGUUCUGAUAGGUUACGUUGAAAAGGAACCAUCUGGGUCCUCUGAAGAGGUUCUGAGAGGAACAUCCAGAACUGCCAGGAUCACCACAAAGUUGUCCCAGGAAUCCAGAACACACACACACACACACACACACACACACACACACACACACUCACACACACACACACACACACACACACACACACACACACACACAGUGUAUACAAGGUAAACAAGCCUUGGACAAACACAGAGAGAAAGAAAAGGAACAGUUGACAGAAACGGGUGAUCUUUCUAUAGAUUAUAAAAGGACAGUUUGGACCAUAAAGCAAUUCUAUCUAGUUGUGUUGUUUGUGUCUCAAGUAGUCCUUAUUUUAAAUAUCCGGGAAGCAAUAUAUUUUCUAACAUAGGAUUUUGUCUGCGUUCAUAUCUUUGGUCCGGAGAUGUCAUAGGAGAUCUAGCAAAAAUAAUCUGUUGUUUGGCUUUCUUUCUUUUUUUAACACAAUUGUAUUUACAGAUAAAUUAUUUACAUAAUCGUAAAGCUGUCAUUUUUGUAUGUUACUUAUUUUAACAGUGUAAUAAUCAUAAUAAUAAGCAUAAUUUAUUUUGGGGGUGGGGGCCAGAUACAACAUCUCUUUGUUCCGAUUUGAUGAAGAAAGUGGUAUAGGUUUCAGCCUUGAGUCCUGGGGUGAUGGAAGAUCAUAUCCCGCCUAUGUAACCAGGAUGUAGCCUUGUUGUGGGAAAAACUGCAGUUUUGUCCAGCCUUUUGUUAGCCAUUUAUCCAUCAUGAAGGUAACACUCCCUCUAUGAUUUUGAAUGCUGCUGUGGAAAUGUCACAGUUUAACCUUCCCGAUGAUUGUCCUAGUCCACCACCACCGGCCCUGAAAUCUGGCUGUGUUACUGAAGUAGUAAACAAAACGAUACAUUUAGUAGUAUACAGUACACACAAUAACGUGUUUCCUCUUGUCAACUGUCUCAGUGGUCUUGUAAAAGUAAUUAUCAUGUAAAUGAAGGUAAUUUGCCUAUUUUCAAAAGGGUUGUUUUGAUUUGCGGGCCCUCUACAUUUUUGUCUAAAGUGAACCAUUCUAUUGCUUUUAUGAAAGAAUACUUGUUUAUCCUAUUCUCACCAAUAUUUUGGUGGGUGUUUGGACAGCUGUCUUAAACCGUCCCCUACACCCCUCCCCCAUUGUCUGCCUGAUAGUAACCCACAAAAGGGACCUGGAAAAGAAAAUGCUCUUCAGAAGAAAAAAAGAGAGAAGAUUAUAUUAGUAGGGUUUUAAUUUCAGUACCUUGAUUUAACAUGCAGAUUAUAUUAGUAGGGUUUUAAUUUCAGUACCUUGA
This is a messenger RNA of Oncorhynchus nerka (sockeye salmon), 4679 nucleotides long. Its product is annotated as breakpoint cluster region protein-like. Bases 26 to 2347 code for a protein of 773 amino acids. Gene Ontology annotation, molecular function: GTPase activator activity; guanyl-nucleotide exchange factor activity. NCBI's taxonomy places the organism in Eukaryota, Metazoa, Chordata, Actinopteri, Salmoniformes, Salmonidae. The transcript is spliced from 21 exons. The record is from RefSeq and is a predicted model, not a curated record. Gene Ontology annotation, biological process: intracellular signal transduction; positive regulation of GTPase activity. Gene Ontology annotation, cellular component: membrane.